AGAAUGUUGGAAAGCUGAAGAGGAAGCUGUCAAAGACAGACCUGGUUGUGCUGGUGUGUUUGAGUCCUCAGCAUUGGGCGUUCUAUCACGCAAAUGUGCAUGUGUAGGACUCCUCUUCUUCCACAGGUGUCUUCCACUGCGCCAUCUGCUGGUGGUUUAACAAACAGGUUGAGAUGUUUCGCAAUGCGAUCGGAAAGGCCUUAGGCUUUGUCGGCUACACAAUUCAGUAUGGUUGCAUCGCGCAUUGUGCAUUUGAGUACAUUGGAGAGUUUGUUGUGUGUUCGGGUCCAUCUAUGGAACCCACCAUCGUCAACCAUGAUGUUGUUUUCUCAGAGAGGAUGAGUCGGCAUCUUUUCAAAAUACAAAAAGGCGAUAUCGUAAUUGCACAAAGUCCCUUCGACCCCACUAUGAACGUGUGUAAGCGGGUUAUCGGCUUGGAAGGUGACAAAGUCUGCACUAAUGAGUCAAGUCUCUUCAAGACCCACACAUAUGUUCCAAAAGGGCACGUAUGGCUGGAAGGAGAUAACCUCAGGAAUUCCACUGACUCAAGGAGCUAUGGCCCAAUUCCGUACGCCCUAAUCCGAGGGCGUGUUUGCUUAAAGAUGACGGCGCAGAGGUGGGUAUCAUCCUCAUGCUGAGUGGACAAAAGCAGGAAGAGAUGAAGAUUGGAAGAAGCGGACAACAGACAGCUGUGCUGAGCUGUGCAGCGGCUCCGAGUGGCGCAGCAGCCUGUCAGCCCGGCACAGGCGCGUCUGCUGUGCUGCUCUGGAAAUAUGCUCCAGGUAACAUCUCCGUCUGAGGUCAUGGGCAUUUUUCAUCCCACCAUUGUUUAGUGGAAGAUUCUUGGUCACUCAUGAAGUCUAUUCUCAGUCACAUGUAUAUAUCAGUCUGUAUUUAAACUUUGUAUUUUUUAAGAGGUGUUUAACCUCAACGCCAGCUCUUGGUGUUCUACUCCGCCAAAGACAAAGUAUCGUGGGGCAGAUGGAAGGAGAAGCAACAGAAGUUUCUCAGAGACAUCUGACAGGCUGGAUCUGAGCUUUUGAAUCUCUGGUCCGUUUCAGGUUAAUUGAAUCCUCUAAAAGAGCCGAGACGUGUGACAGACGAGAGAGCGGUGGGCACGGGUAAAGACGGCGGGCGAGACGAGACGGCCGCGGUUAAUGGUGUUUGUUUUCCAAUCCCUGGUUGAGAAGGUGACCCAAAAGUAAACCUGGGUCAGAUGCUGCGGCACGGCGCUGAAGCGCUUGUCGAAAUGAAAUUCCUACGCAUUUUCUCAAGAGCAGCCGCAGCCUGUUUUCACAGUAAACUUUUGCCGCCUCUCAUCUACAUCCCUAUUGCUGUUAGCUGAUGAGGGAAUCGCUCCUUUCAUGGGCGGAUCCUUUCAUUCUCCCCUUUUUAAUCAAGCCUCUUAGUACUUUUUAAUUAAGACAUCACAGAGGCGUUUGAUCACUCUCACUGUUCCUGUGUGUGAGACUGAGCCGGGGUCCUCUCAAGGCUUCUCUGUCUGCGUGUGAAGAUGACUGAGCAGCUUCAAUUGAUGAAGAUACAGCGCGGGCCCGCGGCGCUGCUCUUCCAGCUUUGAGGAUUUCACUUCUCCUGAUCCUGCACACAUCAGCCCUCUGAGGUCCGGACUUGACAGAUGCUAAUGGAUGUGGAGCGACUGACUCUCUGGUGUGAUGAGACUCGCACGUCAAUAUUCACAAGCUAAUAAGCAGAGAGUGAAACAAAAUCAAGUAUGUUGUGUUUUAAUUAAACAAACGCGCACAUUUACUGGUUUUAUUUUCGGGAAAACUAUGUUUAUGAAAAUAGACAUUUAUGUUUUUCAAGAUGGCAAUGUGGCUCCUUGCUGUCUUUAAAUUUUAUUUACAAUUUACACACUUUAUUGACAUGAGUAAAUGCUCAUGAAUCGCUGGGGGUUACCACCUCCUCUUGUCACUAGUGCCCCCCAUUACAGAGUCCAUGAACUUUAUUGUCUCCCACAUCUUCAUGAUAGAUGUUCAGCUAGCGCGUUCGCUGUUGUCUUUCCACCCCAAAUUCAGCUGUACCCAGCUGCAGCACCGACUUUUUAAGGUCCACUAUCACAGAGCCAGAAGACAGCGAAUCUUAUACACCACACUUUUUUAGCAAAAUGAACAUGAGGGUCGGCGUCUGUCCGCCAUGGCGCCUCUGUUAUUGUCCAGCACGCAUCCACACUCUUCUCAAAUUCGGCGUCUAUUCCUGUCUGUAUAUUCGACUCUGUACGUUGCUUCCCCCUCCUCACUCCCUCAAUAGCUUGAUGCAUCUCUGGCUCUGCAGCUGCCACAUUUGUAGCGUGGUUCUGAAAAUGCGCUGUGCAGUGCCGGUCCAUACGGUCGAGUGAGAGGCGAUGUCCAUUAUCAAACACUAUGAUAUUUUAACUGACAAUUUUAACAAAUAUUACAACUACCGGUGGGACUUGAUAAAAAAAAUAGAGGUUUCUGAAUCAAUUAAUUGCGAUUAAUCGCGUAUUAAUAUUUGACACAUAAUUUGACACAAAAUUUCAGUUGAAUCGCCACAUGAGGGUAGAAGUGCUCCACAGAACCAUCAGUUUUUAGUGUUGUUUUUGAAUGAUAUUGUCUGUCCAGACAGCAAUCAGACCCGUUACUGCCCAGCAUUUAUCAUAUUUGUUUGGAGUCAUGCUGUACACGUAGUUUCUGGCAUCUAGAGCCGAGUCGCCCAAGGCGAGAAGCUCACCCCCUGUGGAGAGUUUCCCAAGACAAGGUGCAACUCUCCAGCCGGGAUCAAGUCCGCGGCCAAAACCCGACUAGUUUGUGUUCACGUCGGACUUUUGAGCAGAACACACUGUCUCGAGACAACGUGUCACUUCUUUUAUUCACAUUAAAGCCCUCAAAAUGCGCUGUUUUCGUCUCUGUGCCUGAAGUUCCGACACCACAGUCGGUCUCAGCGACUGCUUCUCAAUUCCAGACCUCCAGGAGUUCGACUCUGUUGCCGGAGCAGCGGACACACGGGCAAAAACAGUGCAUUUUGAGCUCUUCAAGGGUAAAUAAAAAGCCUCUGAUGUCAUCGCCUCUGAUUUCAGCCUGUAAAAAUUCAUAUAUUAGCCGCACUGUUGCAUAAGCCACCGGGCUCAGACCGUGAGAAAAAAGCAGCAGCUUAUGGUCUGGAAAUUACGGUAACUAUAACUGAACUGCGCAAGGAAGUCACUCUGCGUGCGCAGGGUCCCAGAUGGUGACCCAAAACAGCAGCAAUAUUUAAUGGUCUGCCCCGUUUUCAUCAUUUGCAGAAAAGGUGUCAAGUUAUUUUGCAAACUAACAAGCUGGGCAAAAGGAAAACCCUCCUUUAUCAUCUUUUAAAGUUGUCGACCUGGUUGCCUUCACAUCUGUUACACUUCCUGAAGUGAGACAAAACAGUUCGUGGAAGCUUAUAUAACAGUGAAUAUCCCACACUGUGGUGAAUGAUGACGCAGCGCUCAUUAAUACAUGAGUCAAAAGUCAACAAGAGUUGAGUCCUCUUCGUAACCUCUGUAUUCCCCAGGAUUCUCAGUGUUUCCUCCCUCGAGGCAAUC
Messenger RNA from Synchiropus splendidus (mandarinfish), 3541 nucleotides. RefSeq names its product inner mitochondrial membrane peptidase subunit 1 (gene immp1l). Gene Ontology annotation, cellular component: membrane; mitochondrial inner membrane peptidase complex. The record is from RefSeq and is a predicted model, not a curated record. The coding region runs from base 174 to 638 and encodes 154 amino acids. Lineage: Eukaryota; Metazoa; Chordata; Actinopteri; Syngnathiformes; Callionymidae. Gene Ontology annotation, molecular function: serine-type endopeptidase activity. The transcript has 7 exons.